Messenger RNA from Arachis ipaensis, 612 nucleotides. RefSeq lists its product as uncharacterized. The record is from RefSeq and is a predicted model, not a curated record. Lineage: Eukaryota; Viridiplantae; Streptophyta; Magnoliopsida; Fabales; Fabaceae.
AUGGUUGGUGAGGCAGUCAGGAAUGGACGUAUUUCUCCUUUGGUGGUUGGUCGAGACAGCGUGGAGCUAUCACACCUCCAGUUUGCUGAUGAUACAAUUCUGUUUUGUCCACCUGAAGAUGAGACAAUGAAGUACUACAAGCGGCUCCUGCGUUGGUUUGAGUUAAUGUCAGGGCUCAGUAUUAAUUUCGAAAAGUCUAGUUUGAUUCCUAUCAAUUGUGAAGAGCAGCGGGUACGUAGUAUGUGUAGGAUGUGGGGUUGUAAGGAAGAUGCCCUCCCUGUGAAAUACCUUGGAGUCCCUUUAGGAGCUAAUCCGAGGCUGGUUAAGACCUGGAUGCCCAUCAUCGAUAAAGUGGAAGAGAAACUAAGUCUUUGGAAGGCGAAGGUGCUAAACAAAGCGAAAAAGUUGGUGCUCAUCAAAUCAGUCUUGAAUAGCCUACCAGUGUACUAUUUGAGCCUCUAUAAGAUGCCGAAGGCAGUUGCUGAGAAGUUGAUUUUUUUGCAGAAAAGAUUCCUAUGGAGUAAGGAGGAUGGGAGGAAUGGCAUGGCGUUGGUGAAAUGGGAGUUAGUACAGGCCCCAAAAAAGCUAGGCAGUUUUGGAGUCGGCGAUUGA